AUGGAUGCCUCUGUGCCAUUUAGUGCGGUUAAUUCAGCUUAUUAUCAGCCGAUGAUCGAUGCUAUCGCAAAUAUGGGUGCAGGGUAUAAAGGGCCAAAUUACCAAAGAGUUCGUGGAUAUUUGUUGAGUAAAUUGGUUGAAGAUGUAAAGAAGAUGAUUGAAGGUUAUCGUGUGAUUUGGAAACAAACUGGAUGUACUAUCAUGGCUGAUGGAUGGACUGAUCGUUGUAGGCGUACUUUAAUUAAUUUCUUGGUUUAUUGUCCUAAAGGAACUGUUUUCCUAAAGUCAGUUGAUGCUUCUCAUAUCUCGAAAACUGCUGAGGCUUUGUUUAAGUUGCUUAGGGAUGUUGUGUUAUUUGUUGGUCCUGAGAAUGUUGUACAUGUAGUGACGGAUAAUGCUGCAAAUUACGUUGCUGCUGGAAGGUUGUUGGAAUCGGAGUUUCCUAGAUUGUAUUGGUCUCCUUGUGCGGCACAUUGUAUUAAUCUGAUGUUGCAGGAUAUUGGGAAGUUUGUGGAAGUGACUGAAACUGUGUCACAAGCUUCAAUGAUUACGAAAUAUAUUUAUAAUCACUGCCAUCCUUUGUACUUGAUGAGGCAGUUCACAGGCGGCCGAGAAAUACUUCGUCCAGCUCCAACUCGAUUCGCCACUAAUUUCAUUGCUUUGCAAAGUAUUUUGGCUCAAAAGGAUGCAUUGAGAGCUAUGGUGACAUCUAGAGAAUGGAGAAGUUCAGCUUACUCUAAAGAAGCCAAAGCAAAAAAGUUUGUGGAUCAAGUCUUAGAUUCUAAAUUUUGGAAUCAAUGCACUUCACUCAAAGAAAAAGAAUCGGUUAGAGCAUCAAAAGCUUAA
Molecule: messenger RNA, 846 nt
Organism: Arachis ipaensis
Lineage: Eukaryota; Viridiplantae; Streptophyta; Magnoliopsida; Fabales; Fabaceae
Source: RefSeq, a predicted model, not a curated record